AUGACAGAAAUAGUACAAAAUCGUAUGUUAGGAACUCGUCGUAAACUAGAAUUACUUCUACAAGAAAUGGAUACGAUAUGUCGAGAAAUGAUUGUACAAAUGCACAAUUCAACAACGAAUCGGACGGCAAAUGUUGAUAUCCAAGCUUUAGUUGAUAUGUUUAUCGAACGACAAAAUCUGCUAACUGAACAAAUUGCCGUUGUUCGACAGCAUGAAGAAUUAGAACGACAAUUGCAACUAAAACGUGAAGAAAUCCUUAAAUGUGAACGUGCCUUACGGUGUUUACACACAUAUUUAUUACAAGCCGUCCAAGUUCUUUCGUCAGCUGUUUAUCAAGCGCGUGAGAAAUUGGAUAAUAUUCGUCGGGCGAAGAGUUUUCCAUCGGAAACAAUUAUUCGAUAUGCACAUCAACUAGCGAUAUGUUACUCGACGACGGCACCAGAAAAUUGGCAACAAGGAGAUAUUCGUCGUCCUUUUCCAACAAAUCUCGAUAUGACACGUGGUUUACUCGGUCGAAUCAGUGAACAAACACUACAAAAACAACAGCAACAGCAAACUAAUCUACAAAAUCCAACAAUCAAUACAACAACGGUGGUAGAUUCAAGCGUUCAACAAAAUGUACCGACGACAUCAUCAUACACACCUGUAACAACUGCUGUACGACCCCCGAAACAUGAUACAACGUCGUUUGCAUCGGAUAUUUUCUCAGGAAUGUAUGAUGAAGCGACAAACACCAACUUUUCGUCGAGUGAUACCGAUUCGGACGAUGAUUUGCUGUGA
Messenger RNA from Adineta ricciae, 780 nucleotides. The record is from the annotation of a GenBank genome assembly. NCBI's taxonomy places the organism in Eukaryota, Metazoa, Rotifera, Eurotatoria, Adinetida, Adinetidae.